Rhodofomes roseus is the source of this 1470-nucleotide messenger RNA. RefSeq names its product FAD dependent oxidoreductase. NCBI's taxonomy places the organism in Eukaryota, Fungi, Basidiomycota, Agaricomycetes, Polyporales, Fomitopsidaceae. The coding region runs from base 1 to 1470 and encodes 489 amino acids. The record is from RefSeq and is a predicted model, not a curated record. Gene Ontology annotation, molecular function: FAD binding; oxidoreductase activity. The transcript is spliced from 11 exons.
AUGAGACGCACUACUGGUAUUUACACGCUCCUGUUCGUUGCGUCCGUAGGGGCGAGCUAUGCUCAGCCCGAGCUCCUCAAAAGAGAUGUGUCUACCGUCUGCGAGGAGAUUGCUGCUGCAAUCUCGUCCGAGUCUGCUGUCUACUAUGCCGCGACUCUGCAGUACACUGCUGCCAACUUCCAUUGGAUGUCCUCGAGCACUCAAUCUUCAACGUGCUCAGUCGAGCCAGGGAAUGCUGAGGACGUCGGCGCUGUGCUGAAAAUAUUGGGCGAGAACCAGACACCAUUUGCGGUCAAGGGAGGCGGACAUACGGCCAACCCAGGCUUUUCCUCGUCACCCGGAGUCGAGAUUGCGAUGUCGCGCUUUUCGGGCGUGACAUACGAUGUUUCGACCGGCAUCGCGAGUAUCGGGGCAGGGAACAUCUGGGAUGACGUUUACUCUGCUCUGGAGCCCUACUCCGUGAAUGUGGUAGGUGGGCGUGUGAGCGGCGUCGGUGUAGCGGGGUUCACUCUCGGUGGAGGUUUCUCGUUCAAGACGAAUGAGUAUGGUCUGACCAUAGAUACGGUCAGAGGGUUUGAUUUGGUCUUGCCGAAUGGCACAGCUACGUAUGUGAGCGAAUCCACGAACCCCGAUCUGUUCUUCGCUCUGAAGGGUGGCUUCAACAACUUCGGCGUUGUCACGAACUUCUACAUGGAAGCUCACACCCAAAGUGAAGUUUGGGGUGGUGCUAUUCUGAUCUCGGGGGCACCGGACGAAGUCGUAGUAGCCACCCAGAACUUCUACGACAACGUCACAGACCCCAAGGCUUCCCUGCUUACCACUAUCAACAACGAGAUUGGCUUACCGGUUACCGAGCUCACGUUGUUCUACAACGCACCGACUCCGCCGGAUGGCAUGUUCGACGAGUUCCUGGCUAUUCCAGCAUUCUCCACGGACAUUUCGACGCGGUCGUACUUGUCUCUCGUUACAGCGACGCCCGAUAAUGCGACGCAAUCACAGCGCGGCUACUUCCACACGGUGUCUCUCUUCAACUUGACUGUCCCACUGCUUAACGCUAUCGUCAACGAGACAAGUUUCUGGGCGAAAGAGCUAGCUCUGGAUAUUCCUGGCCUAUUCGUCAGCUACGAUAUCGAGCCCUUCCUUCCGACCUAUUUGUCAUACGGAUCCGACACCGCCUGGCCUCCGAGCCGAGCAACAGCGUUGCUACCCCUCAACAUCUACUACUCGUGGUACUACGAGGAGAGCGAUGCCCGUGCCAAUGAAGUCAUGGUCCAGAGUGCCGAAUACCUGACCCAGUUUGCGGUCUCACAGGGCCAAGACGUAGCGGAUGUGUCACUAUAUCCGAAUUACGCUAUCUGGAACACCACGGUAGAACGCAUAUACGGCGGCAACUUAGCGAGGCUGCAGAGCAUCAAGGCGGAAUACGAUCCCAACAAUGUCAUGGCACUAGCUGGUGGAUGGAAGUUUUAG